AUGGCGGAAGAAUCUAUGCCCUCGAGGCAGCUGUGCGAAUUCCUCAAAACAUUGCCCCGCGUCCACGAGAAUCGAUACACAGAGCAAGCGGAACGCGAUCUACUACAAAGUCUCUUCUGGUCUCUGGCCGGCGGGGAAACCGAACAGUUAAACCUUUUUUUCCCAGAGAACUCGAGGCCAUCAGCUACUGAGUCAUGGAAGCUGAGAAAGGCGCAAGGAGGAACCGAUGGCGACGAGUUUACCGAGGCGGCCAGAGGGAAGGUUUGCGGACAUAUAUUUAAGAACGGAGAAGCUACAUAUCGAUGCAAAACUUGCAGUUCCGAUGACACCUGCGUACUCUGCAGUCGUUGUUAUGAUUCCUCGGAUCAUACGGGACAUAUGGUAUAUGUUAGUGUGUCAUUGGGCAACAGCGGAUGUUGCGACUGUGGAGAUCCAGAGGCAUGGCGUUUACCAGUACAUUGCUCGAUACAUACAAUACACGGUCCUGGCUCACAGAGUGAGAACAAGGGAAAAGUAGCCGGUCUGCCAGAUGAAUUGGUGGAAAGUAUACGGAUGACCAUUGGAAGGGCCUUUGAUUAUAUUUGCGAUGUUAUAUCAUGUUCGCCGGAACAACUACGAUUACCCAAAUCGAAAGAAUCUAUACAGUUGGAUGAAAAGAGAUCACGGCUGACGUCAUCGUACUAUAAUGGAGAUAUCAUUGAGGAUCCAUGUGAAUAUGCACUUCUCCUAUGGAACGACGAAAAACACACGGUCAACGAGGUUCGAGAUCAGGUGGCAAGGGCUUGCAAAGUGACGAACGCGGAGGGUAUGCAGCGAGCACAUGAGACCGAUGAUAUUGGUCGAAGUGUCAUUAAAUAUAGCACCGACAUCGACAACUUGUUGAAGGUCUCCAAAGUUGUUGAACAGAUCAAAGUUACAGUGACUAUCCGUUCUGCUCGGGAUACCUUCAGGGAGCAGAUGUGUGGAACCAUAAUUGAAUGGCUCAGUGAUAUUUCUGGUUGCAGUGUCGGCCCAGAUCACAAUAUAUUACGUCAGGUCGUCUGUGAAGAGAUGCUCAAGCCGUGGAGUCGGGGAAGCGAGGCUAGUAAUGCUGACAUAGGGUUGAGUGGAAUCGAUGAUCAUGAAAGGGAAGAAUCGAUUUGGUCAGAUGCUGAACACCGGGCCCUCAGGCACAUAUUGAGAGAUCGCCAAACUCAGGCUAUGGCGGUAAUGGCGGCCGUCGCUGCUACUGAUUCGGACUCCGAUGAAACUGAUAACGGGGACGAGGACGAGCUUGAUGGAGCCGAUAGACUCACGUUUCACAUGGCUGAUAUCGAUGAUGAUGAUGAGGAUGGUUCUAGUGAUGAAGAAGUUGAACUAGUCCAAUUUGAUCCCACAGAAUUGAGGAUUGUGCAGCCGACGAGAGAGCAAAAUUUAGUCGCGGUACCUCAACCAGAAACCGAAACCGAAACAGAUAACGAUGGAGAUGUUGAUAUGAUUGGAGCGGACGAUGAGGCAUUGGAAGUACAAGAAGCUACCAUGGCCGGGUAUCCACCUCCGCCACCACCGCCCCCUCCCCCUCAAAGAGUCACUAGAGAUCGUGAUCUUACACCCUCAGAUUCUGAUACUGCAGAGAUACAACCUCUUAUCUCAGAUAAUCCAAUUCCAAGGACUCCUAAGAAUCCAGUAAAGAAAGGAUUAGGACGACCAGCUAGGUAUUGGCUAGAGAGUCCUCCUAGUUAUACCGACAGGGAAUCAGUGCCAUUACAUGAGGAUCUGUGGCAAAAGUUGCGAUUAGACUGGCUUAUUCUGUUUGACUUGAGGAUGUGGAAGAAAGUUCGAGUCGACCUUCGUGAGCUUUACAUCUCGACUGUGGUGUCGAUACCCGAAUUCAAGCGUGUGCUUGGUUUACGCUUUGCGGGUCUUUACACGACUCUUGCGCAACUUUACCUUAUCGCCGACCGGGAACCAGACCACUCCAUUAUCAAUAUUUCUCUGCAAAUGUUGACAACCCCAUCGAUUACGGCUGAGAUCGUUGAAAGGGGAAACUUCUUGACCAAUCUGAUGGCCAUUUUGUACACCUUUCUAACCACACGACAGGUUGGACACCCCUAUGAGAUCUUCCCAAAUGCCACAUUGGCUUUCGACUCAGGAUCUGUAACCAAUCGACGAAUGUACCAUUUCUUCAUGGAUCUGAAAUACUUGUUCGGCUCGGAGCACGUACAGGAAAAGCUCCGCACGGAUGAAAGAUACAUGCUGCAGUUUUUGGACUUGGUCAAACUCCAUCAAGGUAUUUGUCCCAACGUCAGGGCAGUUGGCGAGCAUGUGGAGUAUGAGACGGAUGCUUGGAUUAGUGCGUCGUUGAUUACUCGGGAAAUCAAUCGAUUGUGUAGACAGUUCUCAGAGUCCUUCAAAUGGACUCUCGGUGAGUCAACGGACCCUACUUGUAGGGCAAUCCGAACUGCAGCUAAGGCGGUUAUUCUCAGCUCUUUGGGCACCGAGAGAAAGCGCUUUAUUCAGGCAGAAAUCAAAGACGAAGUAAAAUUCAAGAAAGUGGGUGAUUACGAAUUCGAUACUACCGGGCAGUCGAACAGUGUUGUUCAGCAUUCAGUCGUCAAGUUUGUGGUAGAGUCGCAACCCAUGAGUUUCCAUCAUGCUCUCCACUAUACUCUAUCCUGGCUCAUCGAGUGCGGUAAAAGUAUGCCUCGGGAAGAACUCAUUUUGCUACUUAGUUUCACUACCCCAGAUCUUCUGCAGAAACCUAAGUCUAUGGGCCAAAGAAACAUGCCAAGUCAAGAGUACUCCCCAGAAGAUCAUCUUAUGGCAGCUUUCGACUACCCUUUGCGAGUAUGUGCGUGGUUGGCCCAAAUGAAAGCCAAUAUGUGGGUUCGAAAUGGUAUGAGUCUUCGUCACCAACAAGGUACAUACCGCGGGGUCACCCUGCGCGAUGUAUCCCAUCACCGAGAUAUCUUCCUUCUUCAGACUGCUAUGGUUGUAUGUCCACCCGCUCGUAUGCUGGUCUCGAUGAUUGAUCGAUUUGGUCUUGAACCAUGGAUGAAAGGCUUGUAUGAAGCAAAGUCAGAUGGUGUCGAGGAUGGUCAGAUCCUUGAGAUUGCAGAAGAUUUAAUUCAUCUUCUUAUUGUCUUGAUUAGUGACCGAACAUCAUUGGUUUCAAAUGAUGAUGAUCCUGGAUCCCAUAUAAUGGCCAUGCGACGAGAUAUCACUCAUGUCCUUUGUUUCAAGCCAUUGUCAUUCACAGAGAUCUGUACUAAGCUACCUGAUAAGUUCCAAGACCAGGAAGAAUGUCAAGAUAUUCUCGAUGAGAUGACCAAUUUCAAGCACCCCGAGGGUCUAUCUGAUGUUGGAACUUUCGAACUCAAGGAGCAGUACUUGGAAAAUAUCGAUCCCUACAUCGCUCAUUAUAGUAAGAACCAGAGAGAGGAAUCCGAGAAUACUUACAAGGCUUGGGUGGCAAAGAAGACAGGCAGACCGCUUGCCGGAAUUGUCUUUGAGCCCAAAUUACGACCUAUCGAGUCGGGCGCAUUUUCAGACCUGGCAGCUUUCACACGAACAGGCAUCUUUGCUCAAAUCAUCUAUUAUGCUCUUUUAUAUCCAUUGAUGGCAAAUAAGUUGACACCAAUUGUACCUGUGACGCGAGUGGAAGCAUUCUUGCAUAUGGUCCUACAUCUAGUUCUUAUUGCCAUAUCGGAGGACAGGACAGAUGAAGAUGAGAUGUCGGAAGAGUCUCUCGAGUCGUUCGUCUAUAUCGCACUCACAAGUAAUGCACGAAGCAAUUUCUUGCCUAGCGCUCCUGCAUCAAAGACAAUCGUCGCCAUUCUGGAAAUGCUAUCACGAAAAGAAGAAUACAAAACGUGCCACCCAAAGCUUGCUUUAGUACUGAAGAGAAUGAAACAAAGACGGCCUAGAAACUUCGAGACUGCCUUUUCACGAUUAGGCGUCCCAGUCGAUAGGAUAUCGACAGCUUCGCCUGCAAAUAAUAAUGCCCUCGAAGAUAAGGAGAAGAAAAAGCAAGUUGCACUGGAGCGUCAAAAGAGAGUGAUGGCACAAUUCCAGCAACAACAAAAGAAUUUCCUUGAUAAUCAGGGAGAUAUUGAUUGGGGCGAGGAUGAUGUAAGUGAUUCAGAUAUGGAAUCCGAAGGCGAGAGUUCGAAAACUUAUUACCAAUAUCCUUCUGGAACUUGCAUUCUUUGUCAGGAAGAAACCAAAGACGCUCGUCUCUACGGAACAUUUGCACUCAUGACUACGAGUUCGGUCUUGCGCCAAACAGAUAUGUCAGACCCAGACUUUGUUCGUGAAGCUGUCAAUGCCCCUUCGAACUUGGAUCAGUCUGCCGAAGGUAUUCGACCUUUUGGAGUUUCGGGUGAGAAUCGGGAACAGGUUCACAAGGUCACUUCUAGUGGUGUAGAUAUCGUUACAGAACGGUCCUUCAUUGGCAAAGGGUUUCCAUCCGAAUUCACACGAGCCGGCCCGGUAUCUAUUGGAUGUGGACACAUCAUGCAUUACAAGUGUUUCGAAGUGUACUAUGAAGCUUCAAAUAGACGGCAUCAGCAUCAAAUUGCUCGACAUCAUCCCGAGAAGCUGGAGUUGAAUGAAUUUGUCUGUCCGCUAUGUAAAGCUUUGGGCAAUUCAUUCUUACCCAUCAUUUGGUCUCCAAAGGAAGAGGUUCAUCUUGGCCCUGUAAAACCGACAGAUACUUUUGAUGACUGGGUUGAAAGGUUUGCUGGUGAUUCUCAACAUCCUCGAGCUGAGAAAAUCAACCAAAUUGGCAGCGCUCACAAUUAUGAUCACAAGGCCGACUUUCCUGCAAGCCGACGGAUUAUGCAACUUUUCAAGAAGCAUAAUGAUGACACCAUGGCCAAUCCUUUAGUAUCCAAGAUGCCUGAAUUAUUAAUGGAAGUUUGGGAUCCACCAUCACCGACUCAUUGGUCACCAUUCACGCCAACUAACAUACGAGCUGCUCUUCCACCAGACAUGGCGAACGCUAUCUGGGCCGAAAAUUCUUUGCCCCACUCAGGUGAUAGAUCGUCCAACACGACCUCCUCUGUGCGAGAGUUGACCGAUAUAUACCGAAGGCUCCGAGACUCUAUGACCAAGAACGGAUUGAAGACCAGCCACAAGGUCAAACUCUCACAACACGAAGAGAGAGACUUCUGUUCCAGUGAUAUAUUAGCCAAGGCCCUUGGAUUUUCCAUUUCUGCGGUUGAGAUUCAACAGCGUGGUAUUGCAGCAUUACCCGGACAGACUUUCUUGGAAAGCAUUCCGCAACAAGCUCUUACUCACCUUCGGAUCUUGUCCGAAACUGCAAUGUCUUACGUCACGGUAGGAGGGCUUAAACUUGCUGGAGACAACAGAGUCGCUAGAGAGUUUAGCACAGACUAUGAGUUUCAGUAUCAUCGACUAUUCCAGAAAUCUGUAUAUUCCACUCUCACCGACCCCCUUCUAAUAUCCGAUCCCUUGCUUUUUCAAGAUACCUUUAUCUUCUUGGCUGGAGCCUCCCUAUGUCUCGCGCCUGUUGAUGAUAUUGACAUUAUUCAUCUUGUUCGUCUAUGCUAUCUGGCGGAGAUGACAAAGGUCGUUCUCCAACUGGGAAGGCACAUCAACAAAUCCAAAUGGUUCAAUAUGAUUGAGCUCUAUCGCCAAGAGGGACUCGACAAUUUUGGGGAAUUUUGUCUUCACGUCCGACUAUCUGCCAAUGAGCCUGAGGAUGUUGGGUCUUCGGAUUCUGCGGGUCUACCUGCUUUCGAAACUCUCAAGGAUUGCCGUUCAUUCGUGCAGAAUUACGUACUGGUAUACCUUAGAAAGGUUAUGAUUCUCUUGAAUGUUCGCUAUGGCAUCGCUUUCCAGAACCACAUUCCGUCUGAUUCUGAUAUGGAUGAGCUCGAUCGCCUAACUGAAGCACUCCUCUUGCCGACCUUCAAUGAGAUGUUUUCUCAUUUUGGUGGUAAGGAAGCUGGAACAAUCCCAUCUUUAGUUUCCAGCUGGAUUGAACAUGCGAAUACUUUCAAUCAGUAUUACAUCUCGGUUGGCGCAGAAUAUGGUAGGACCUUCACUCCCGAUGACAUGCUCGAUGAAGUCAUCAGUCCCGAACGAGAUUUAGCCUUGAGGUAUUUCAUCACAGAAGCCAAGGGAGGCGAUGUGGAAGCAUUGAUCAUGAAGUGGCGUUUGAAUGGUUUCAAUAACGGAUUGUGCCUCAGUCACCCUACUAUUUUUGAACUCAUUGGCCUUCCCAAAAACUACGAUACUCUCAUGGAGGAAACUAUGAAGAGACGCUGUCCUAAUAGCAAGAGAGACAUUCAAGAUCCCAUGCUGUGUCUUUUCUGCGGCGAAAUCUUUUGUGGACAGAGUAUCUGUUGUUCUCGAGAUGGUCCUGUGAAACCCAAUAAUGGGCCGCGGGAUAAAAUUGGUGGAGGUCAACAGCACAUGCUCAAAUGUCAAAUGAACACCGCCCUCUUCCUCAAUAUCCGCAAGUGCUGCAUAUUCUACCUCUACCGCACCAGCGGCUCCUGGAUGGUCGCUCCCUAUAUCGAUAGAUAUGGAGAGGUUGACCCUGGUCUCAGACAUAGUCGUCAGUUGUUUUUGAAUCAGAAGAGGUAUGAUGCGCUGUUGCGUACGGUUUGGUUGGGUCAUGGGGUUCCGAGUGUUAUUAGUAGGAAAUUGGAAAUGGAUAUUAAUAAUGGGGGGUGGGAGACUAUUUGA
Messenger RNA from Sclerotinia borealis F-4128, 6696 nucleotides. The record is from the annotation of a GenBank genome assembly. Lineage: Eukaryota; Fungi; Ascomycota; Leotiomycetes; Helotiales; Sclerotiniaceae.